Molecule: messenger RNA, 1392 nt
Organism: Pseudomyrmex gracilis
Lineage: Eukaryota; Metazoa; Arthropoda; Insecta; Hymenoptera; Formicidae
Gene: Rpn8
Product: 26S proteasome non-ATPase regulatory subunit 7
Exons: 5
Coding region: 15-986 (323 amino acids)
Biological process (GO): proteasome-mediated ubiquitin-dependent protein catabolic process
Cellular component (GO): proteasome complex; proteasome regulatory particle
Molecular function (GO): protein binding; metallopeptidase activity
Source: RefSeq, a predicted model, not a curated record
GAGUUUGUCCAAAAAUGCCGAGUCAAGAGGUUGUGACAACAAAAGUUGUGGUCCAUCCGCUAGUGCUGUUAAGCGUGGUGGAUCACUUCAAUCGUAUGGGAAAAAUCGGAAACCAGAAGAGAGUAGUCGGUGUACUUUUGGGCAGUUGGAGGGCUAAGGGAAUCUUGGAUGUAUCAAACAGUUUUGCAGUACCUUUCGAUGAAGAUGAUAAGGACAAGAGCGUGUGGUUUCUCGAUCAUGAUUAUCUUGAAAACAUGUAUGGAAUGUUCAAGAAAGUCAAUGCUCGUGAAAAGGUAGUUGGCUGGUACCAUACAGGACCUAAGUUGCAUCAAAAUGAUGUUGCUAUCAACGAGCUAAUUAGAAGAUACUGUCCUAAUUCAGUUUUGGUGAUUAUUGAUGCGAAACCAAAGGAUCUAGGACUUCCUACAGAAGCAUAUCAAGCAGUUGAAGAAGUACAUGAUGAUGGAUCACCAACUUCCAAAACUUUUGAGCAUAUUCCAAGUGAAAUUGGAGCUGAAGAAGCAGAGGAAGUUGGAGUAGAACAUUUAUUAAGAGAUAUCAAAGACACAACAGUUGGUACACUCAGCCAAAGAAUCACAAACCAACUGCUUGGCUUGAAAGGUCUUCAUGAACAAAUUCGAGAAAUUAGAGAUUAUCUGCUACAGGUUGGAAGUGGGAAAUUACCUAUUAAUCAUCAAAUUGUUUAUCAACUUCAAGAUAUCUUCAACUUAUUACCAGACAUGACUCAAAGUAGUUUUGUAGAUUCUCUAUAUAUAAAAACAAACGAUCAGAUGCUGGUUGUAUAUCUAGCAGCUCUGGUUAGGUCUAUAGUGGCUUUACACAACUUAAUCGGCAACAAAUUAACCAAUCGUGAUGCCGAGAAAAAAGAAACCGAUGGAAAAAAAGAUACAAAAAAGGAAGAGAAGAAAGAAGAAGAAAAGAAGGGAGAUGAAAAGGCAAAAAAUAAGAGUCAAAGUCACUUUUGAGUCUGCUCAUACACAGUAUGCAAAAUUGAAACUGUUAAAGUUGAGGACAAUUAUUGACUUUGUGUGUAAUAGUCAAGCGUAUUCACAAUUUGUACAGAAUUACACUGCGCAUCUAUAAAUAAUGACAGUUUAAAAAUGUAUUAUGAGUAAAUUGGUUCCUGAAUUAAUUCUGGCAUAAUUCUGAAUUUUUUUUAAUAAUUAGGCACAAAAUAUAUAAGACACAAGAAUUAUAAUUCAAGAUUUUCGUAUUUUGAAUGUGUAAUGACUGUAUAAUGAAUGAUAUAGUCAAUAUAUCGAAAAAUUUAGGGUUACGACAAGUUUUAGAUUAUUAUUGUAACCAUUACAAUACUCUUUCAAAGUUUUUAUAAUUAACAAUGAAUAAUUAAUACAAACUACUUCAUGAAGA